Molecule: messenger RNA, 1710 nt
Organism: Austrofundulus limnaeus
Lineage: Eukaryota; Metazoa; Chordata; Actinopteri; Cyprinodontiformes; Rivulidae
Gene: gyg1b
Product: glycogenin 1b
Exons: 8
Coding region: 101-1114 (337 amino acids)
Molecular function (GO): glycosyltransferase activity
Source: RefSeq, a predicted model, not a curated record
CGGUAUAAAUUCACCUCUGUCUGUGCAGUCAGCUCUUUUCUCCUCUCAAAGCUGCCGUGUUCCAGUCUGGGCUACGCAGCGAGUAGCUUCGACUUCAGCCAUGGCAGAUCAGGCCUUUGUGACGUUGGCUACCAAUGACAGCUAUGCUCGGGGUGCUUUGGUUCUGGGCAAGUCCCUUCGUAACCACCACACAUCCAAGACGUUGGUGGUCCUCAUUGGCCCACAGCUGUCAGAGCCUUGCCAAUCUGCGCUGAGGAGGAUCUACGAUGACGUGAUUUUGGUGAACGUGAUGGACAGUGGUGACACGGCUCACCUGGCCCUGAUGAAGAGGCCUGAUCUGGGYGUCACCUUAACGAAGCUCCACUGCUGGACUCUCACACAGUACUCCAAGUGUGUGUUCAUGGAUGCAGACACUCUGGUGCUUUCCAACAUAGACGAGUUGUUUGACAGAGAGGAACUGUCGGCUGCUCCUGACCCCGGCUGGCCUGACUGCUUCAACUCUGGCGUGUUUGUUUUUCGGCCUUCCGUGGAGACUUAUGGCAAACUGCUGAAGUUUUGCACAGAAAAGGGCAGCUUUGAUGGAGGAGACCAAGGUGUUUUGAAUGGCUUCUUCAGCRACUGGGCAACAGCUGACAUAUCAAAACAUCUCCCUUUCAUUUACAACCUCAGCAGCAUAGCCAUCUACACUUACCUUCCAGCAUUCAAGCAAUUUGGCGACAAUGCGAAGGUGGUCCACUUCCUCGGGGAAACCAAGCCAUGGACCUACACGUUCGACCCCCAAACAAAACAACUUUGCGGGGGAAUGCAAGAGGCCCCCACACAGCCAGCCUUCCUCCUGGACUGGUGGACCCUGUACGCCAGCGCUGUGGUGCCRAUGCUGCAGGAGCAGUAUGGAGACAAGCCUUUUGUCUCUGGAUGUUUGGAGUCCCAGGAAAGUGACACAACAGUCACUACUGAGACUGUACAGCAGGAGAGCAGCGCUUCGCAUGCACCCCUAGAACCGGAGAGGUCAUCUGUACAACGAAAGGAGCAAUGGGAGCAAGGUCAGGCCGACUACAUGGGAAUGGACUCGUUUGAUAAUAUCCAGAAAAAGCUUGACACGUUCCUCAAAUGAAAAGGGAUCGAUGCAGAAAAURAGAAGCACUUGCAGUCUAACAAAUGGUUACGUCUUUUCAAAAGUUGCUUGGUUUCAGGUUUAUUUCUUAAAUAAAAAUGAACCAAUCUCUCCCAGCAUUUCACCUGUUUUCUGAAAAAAAUGCAUUAAAAUGACAGACAAAUUCUAUCAUUGCUGGUCAUUUAGUUCGCCUUGAUUCUCUGAAGAAAAGGGCAAGUUUACGUCACUUUUUUUUUUUUUUCCCCAGAGUUGUUAAAAUCUUCAGUUUUUUUUUUCAUGUUGAUGCUCUUGAGUUUUUUUUUUUUUUUUUUGCAGUCACUUGUGUACUUAUUUUUUGUACUGCAGUUUUAUUAAUGCAUUUUUUUCUGAACUUAAGCUUUGUUUUUGAAAAGUUGAAAAAAUGUUUACAGUACUGUUUGAGACUCAUUUAGUCAAACAAGCUCUAGAACUUUAGUGCCUUAAGAGUUUUGCUCUGCACUGCUACCAUCCUGUUUACAAUCAGCUGCUUUCCUGUAGGUGAUUGGGUAGAAUUUUUCAAUUUUAACUGACCAGAUUGUUGGCUGAUAUUCACGUGGAAAUAAAACUAUUAAAUGUGC